Messenger RNA from Amoebophrya sp. A120, 1785 nucleotides. Lineage: Eukaryota; Dinophyceae; Syndiniales; Amoebophryaceae. The record is from the annotation of a GenBank genome assembly.
GUUUUCCUCGGGUUCUUCAAUCGCCUACCAUCAAAGUGAGGAUUUUUUCGCCUAAAAUGGAAAAAACAAAUUAACGCGCGAGAAUGAGAAACGCAAGUACUUACUAAAAAACUAGACAAAGGGAAAGGACCACGUUCUAGAAAAACACGGUUGUUUGCACAAACAAUUACGAGCGAGUCACUUACACAGAAGAGGAGGAGCCACGACGUUCACGUUAGCAAUAGGAAUAGCACGACAUCAAACCACCUAUGACGAUCCUCCCCUCGCCGGCACAGCACACGACCCAGCAAACAAGCCCCGGGCUGCUCAACCACAGCGGCGCACAUAAUCCUGCCGCUUACACACAGUUCGAUGUGAAGACGCAGAAGCUCACGCCGGGCGGGAUGUAUGUGCUGACCCCGUACGGACAGGGGGUUUUGGAAUCUUGGAGUGGUGUGAUGGUCACCGUGCGGCUAGCUUGUGGAGCGAGAAUGAGCAUUCAACGUAAGUUAUUUGUUCUGUAUACUGACGACCUCUUGUGUUCAUGCAAACGAUGAACAGGCAGAUGCAGAAUGAAGGUUAGGAUUUUCUUAUGCUUGAUAACAGAACACCCGGAGUACGACUAGUAGAGCUAGUGACUGCUGCUCUUCUUCUUUGAAAAUGAAUUUCCAAAACACAAUGCUCUCAGGUUCAAAAGUGCAAUUUCACACCCAGCACGACCUCAACUCCGGUGCGAAUCAGCAGCUUCUGUCAAGUGCGCGAGCAGAUCAGCGUCGAUCUGAUAUGGACGUCGAUAUGACAAGCGAGCCGCGGAACACGUGCAAGCGCAGCAUCUACGAGUGCAGUGAAACGGACAAUUUUUCGGACGAUCUUCUGCUCCAACCGCGGGGAACGAAACGGAGAAUGUGAAAGGUUUCAUCACCUGUGCAGGUUUCAUCACCGUGCAGAUUUCAUCACCUGUUGCUGUACUUGCUAGAACGCAAAAUGCAGGGGGGCGGUCCAGUCGUGCUCGACGUCCCGAACCAGAUCUGCAAGGCAGAUGUUGGAACUGCAGGCGAAAAUACAAUGAAAAUAUUAACAUCACAAAGGGAGCUUGAGGUUGAUGCUGCGGCAGUCCUCGUCAACACAAUCAGAGAGCAAAUGAAUAUGAGCGGGCUUUUCAAUAUGACCAGUUUACGAGUUUUUUGCCACGACAGCGAGUGUCUCGCAGGAGUGGACCUUGGUGGAACGUUUUUGCUUAUACUAGUAAGUAAGUUGUUGGGCCAAUAAAUAACUCACCGCUAGUACAACAACACCAAGGUAGACCGAGCAACCGACUACACCGAGAUCGACCCGAUGAAAUAGAAUCAAGAAUAGAGCUACUGUCUGUGUACAUUGAAUUUGAAGUAGUUGCUUUUACCGAGCAGGUUGAUGUCGUUGACAAGUAGUACUUGUUAAGGAUAAGGAGGAGGCCCGGUAAAAUUUAUAGCUACGAUUAAUUAUUUAAAUCACUCGAACUCUGGGAACAACCUUUGAUGAACUGUUUACCCUUUCGAAGAAGAUUGGCGAGAUAGUGGAAGCGCCCUUCGAAGAAACUUUUCAUCUUCAUACAAAUUUUGCCGAAGCUAUGCAUUACGACGAGCCAGACGCACCAUUUGUAAUUGGUGCCGCUGCACCACGCGCGGUCGGGAUUUGUGACCCCAGGCUUGAUACAGUUGACGUCAACGCUCAUUGUUACAGGACAGCAUCGCUUCCGGCACAGAGCAGAUCAAUGUCAAUACGUCGGGGAAAUAGUACUCACUGCAGCAAGGCAAGCCAAAGAUUGUG